Colletotrichum abscissum is the source of this 1158-nucleotide messenger RNA. RefSeq names its product phytanoyl-CoA dioxygenase. The record is from RefSeq and is a predicted model, not a curated record. The transcript has 2 exons. Bases 1 to 1158 code for a protein of 385 amino acids. NCBI's taxonomy places the organism in Eukaryota, Fungi, Ascomycota, Sordariomycetes, Glomerellales, Glomerellaceae.
AUGAAAAUAAUCUCCUCCCCAACGAUGCUCCUCCGUUCACGCCUCCCUUUCUUGACCUCAAAUGCCCCCUCUCGUCUACGCUUCCCUAUCACCAGUCGAACAAUGGCCUCACUUACAACAAACACUCACGACCACGAAACCCUCCCAUCAACACCAGCAACAAUACACCCCUCGCAUUCUGAACUUGCUAGUGCUCGCCUCUCCCCGCGCAACCUCGAACUCGCCGUCCGCCACCUCCACAGAGACGGCCUCGUCGUCGUCUCCGACGUCGUCCCGCACGCAGACCUCGACGCCCUCAACGCCAAAAUGGUCCAAGACGCGCUCUACCUCCGGUCCCUCGGCGACAAGGGGCCCUUCAACUAUAACCUGGGCAACUUGCAACAAGAUCCGCCUCCCGUGGCCGAGUACUUUCACAAGUCCAUCUUCGCAAACGCCAUAGCAACGCAAAUAACCUCCUCCCUCCUAGGCCCGCGCCCAAAAUGGACCUUUUGCUCCGCAAACUCGGCCAUGCCGCCCUCACCAGACUCCAAACCACAACGCCAGCCAGUCCACUCCGACGCAGAUUUCGCCCACCCAUCCCACCCCUUCGCCCUCGUAAUCAACAUUCCCCUCGUGGAAAUGACACCCUGCAACGGCUCAACGGAGCUCUGGCUCGGCACCCACGCUCCCCAUCUCCUGCCCGCCUCUCCAUCUUCACCCUCAUCCUCAUCCACCACCACAACACCCUCCUCAAGCUACGCCGGCACCAUAAUCCCCUCCGGCAUAGCAGCCCAGCAAGGCACCCACGGCACCCGCGCAAGCGGCCGCAUCAACCCCCAACUCCUCGACCUCCGCCGCGCCGUCCGCCCGCCCUCGCAGCCGACGGUGGAAAAGGGGAGCAUCGUCAUCCGCGACCUGCGGCUGUGGCACGCGGGGAUGCCGAAUGCCAAGCCCGACGUGCGCGUCAUGCUGGCCAUGAUUCAUUUUGCUGGGUGGUACCGGAACCCGAUGCGGUUGCAGUUUGCGGAAGACGUGAGGCCUUUGCUGGAGGGGGACGGGGAGGCGACGGGGAGGGAUGAUUUGGAGAUACCUGUGGAUUGGACGACGAGGGAGGAGGCUUUGAGGACGUAUCUGGGGAGGGGGUUUGGGAAUAGCUACGAUUUUAAUCAGGAAGAGUGA